Messenger RNA from Solea senegalensis (Senegalese sole), 6250 nucleotides. Its product is annotated as transcription factor 4-like. Gene Ontology annotation, biological process: regulation of transcription by RNA polymerase II. Gene Ontology annotation, molecular function: DNA-binding transcription factor activity, RNA polymerase II-specific; protein dimerization activity; RNA polymerase II cis-regulatory region sequence-specific DNA binding. The transcript is spliced from 22 exons. The record is from RefSeq and is a predicted model, not a curated record. Gene Ontology annotation, cellular component: transcription regulator complex. NCBI's taxonomy places the organism in Eukaryota, Metazoa, Chordata, Actinopteri, Pleuronectiformes, Soleidae. The coding region runs from base 918 to 3068 and encodes 716 amino acids.
AAGUUUAGCUUAUGGUUAGUUAGAUAGUUAGACAUUAACCAAUUAUGAUUAAUGUUAUUAAUAACAGUUUUGUUUAGUCUGUCCAAAGGAAUGGAAGUCAAUGAGAGUCCUCAUUAGGACACCUGCACAGACGUGUGUAUGCACAAAUCAAAACAAACAAAAAAGUAACAAAGUAAAAUUCACACAUGAAUAAUCACAUUAUUAUGUCACUAUUGAAGGAAACAUACUGUUUUAUUAUUAUUGUUUAUUUGUUUUUAGUGUUUUAUUGUUUAUGCAUUAGGUCUCACAGGUACAACACUUUGUUUACGCUGUUGUUAUUCUUCUUAAAGUGCUUUAUAAAAAAAAGUUGUCUUUGUCUCCAAAAACAGAGUUGUUUCCUCCCAAGAAAAAAAAAAUCACCUUCCUUUUCCAAUUAGGCUAAUUAAGUGAAAUCAGAGCAGCCAAUCAGCGCCGCAAUCAGCCAAUCAAUCACAGCAACAACAGAGCUUUCACGUUUAUGACGCCGGUGUGUGUAUGUGUGUGUGUGAGUGUGUGAGUGUGUGGCUCGUGCAGCAGCAGCAGGGUGAAGAAGCUAGGUGGCCGCAGCAGCACAUGAAUGUGAGCGCAGACGCACGCGCUCUGAUCCUGGUUCCUGCGUAAAAAAAAAGAAAAAGAAAAAAAGCACUCGCGGAAGAAUCAGAGAGCUGCAGCCGAGAGGAGAGCACCGAGAGCCGGGAACCAGGAACCCAGGGAGCGAGGCAGCAGCAGCAGCACCAGCGCGCGCGCGCCAGAGGCUCCGAGGAUGAACGCGAACUAGAUGUGACUGUGCUCGAGAUUCUUAAUCUGGAUUAAUUUCGCUUUGGAGGAAAAAGAAGAAGAAGAAGGAAAAGGAGAAGGAGAGAGAUCCGGGAGCGGCGCGUAAAAGAGCCGAGCAGCGGAUGGCAGCUCUGGGAACAGACAAGGAGCUCAGUGACUUACUGGAUUUCAGCGCGAUGCGAAACAGCGAUUUGAAAAUGUUCCCAACAUCCAUGAUGUUUUCCCCUCCUGUUAGCAGUGGAAAGAACGGACCGACCUCUCUGGGGAGCGGACAUUUCUCCGGCUCAAAUAUGGAGGAGCGGUCGAGUGCAGGGUCGUGGCCCAGUGGAAGUCGUUCGUCUAAGAGUUAUGCAGAUGGGUCUCAGUACAUGGCGUCACAUGACAGCAUCUCACCGCCAUACACCAACUCCAGGCUAACAGGUAAAUCAGAGAGGAGUUCGUAUUCGUACGGCAGAGAGUCCAACCCACACUGUCACCAGUCUGGACUGGGAGGUGAACUGGGUCUGGGGAGUCCGGGCGCUGCGUCGCCCCCCAAGUCGGCCGCUCAGUAUUACCAACACUACGGCUCCAACCCGCGGAGGAGAACGCUGCCUAUGGACACGAUGGAGAUUCACACAAAAAAAGUACGGAAGGUCCCUCCCGGCUUGCCGUCCUCAGUGUACGCUCCAUCUGCCAGUACGGCCGACUACAACCGGGACUCGCCGGGUUAUCCCUCCUCCAAACCGCCCAGCGCCGGCUUCCCCAGCUCCUUCUUCAUGCCAGAUGGACACAGCGGCGAUCCCUGGAGCAGCAGUAGUAGCAGUAUGAGCCAGCAAGGCUACCACAGCAGCAUGUUGAGCGGAGGAAACUCCGCGCACGGCGCCGCUCAGAGCUCCUCCUACUGCGGCAUUCACCCUCAUGACAGAUUGAGCUACCCGUCGCACUCGUCUGCGGACAUCAGCUCCAGCCUUCCACCCAUGUCCAGCUUCCACCGGGGAGGUGGAGGAGGGGGAGGAGGAGGGGGAGGAGGAGGCGGAGGAGGAGGGGGCGGAGGGAGUGGAGGCGGGGCCAAUCACUACAGCACCGCCUCUUGUACAGCCCCCACAAACGGCACAGACAGCAGCAUCAUGGCUAACCGAGCACAGAGCGGAGCAGCCAGCAGCUCUCAGACGGGAGACGCCUUAGGGAAAGCACUCGCAUCGAUUUAUUCUCCAGAUCACACAAACAACAGCUUCUCGUCCAAUCCCUCCACACCUGUUGGUUCUCCACCUUCACUCACAGCUCCCAGCUCCGCUGUUUGGUCGAGGAACGGCGGACAAGGAGCGUCGUCGCCAAACUACGAAGCUCCGCUGCACUCUCUGCAAAGUCGUAUCGAGGACCGCCUGGAGCGCUUGGAUGACGCCAUCCAUGUACUGCGGAGCCACGCGGUGGGUCCGUCCACGGGUAUGACGGGCGGCCACGGCGACAUGCACAGUCUCAUCGGGGCCGCACACACGCAUAACGGCGCCAUGGGCGCACUGAGCAGCGGGUACGGGACAGGACUGCUGUCGGCCAACAGACACUCCCUCAUGGUGGGUUCUCACAGAGAAGACGGCGGUCUGCGUGGCGGACACUCGAUGGCGAGUCAGGUGCCGGUGCCUCAGCUGCCCGUUCAGUCAGCGACCUCGCCCGAUCUCAACCAGCCUGACCCUUACCGCGCUCUGUCCGGAGGCCUUCAGGGUCAGAGCACCUCCUCCGUCAGCUCCGAGAUCAAGUCUGAGGACGAGGGGGACGAGAACCUGCUGCAGGACUCCAAGCCCCUGGACACCAAGAAGGAGGACAUGGACAACAAGGACCUCAAAGCUCUUGAUAGGUCAAGAUCUAGCAACAACGACGACGAGGAUCUGACCCCCGAGCAGAAGAUGGAGCGAGAGCGGGAACGGAGGAUGGCCAACAACGCGCGGGAGCGUCUGCGCGUGCGCGACAUCAACGAGGCGUUCAAGGAGCUGGGCAGGAUGGUCCAACUGCACCUGAAGAGCGACAAACCUCAGACCAAGUUACUCAUCCUGCACCAGGCCGUCGCCGUCAUCCUCAGUCUGGAGCAACAAGUCCGAGAGAGAAACCUGAACCCUAAGGCAGCCUGUCUGAAGCGCCGCGAGGAGGAGAAGGUGACCGUGGCGUCGGACGGGACUCCGCUGUCACUGGCUGCCGCACACCACGCCGCCUCCGCCGCCAUGGGCGACGGGUCCAACCCCCUGGGACAAAUGUCUAAGGUGCCAGAGUUCAUCAAGAUGAUGAGCGACCACUUCCUCUGACGUCGUUUCCUUGACAACCCAGCAAUCAAACCUGUUAUUGCUUCAGCCUGACCAAUCAAAUCAGCCUUCUUUAUCUUUUCCUCCUUCUCCUCGUUUGUCGUCUACGAUCCUCUUCCUCCUUCCUCUUCGCCUUUUUGUCUCCCUCUUCCUGUCGAGAACACAAACUGCAGCGUCGCCAUCGGACGCUUUUCCGUCACUUUGCAUCAGCAGCAGCAGCAGCAGCAGCAGCAGCAGCCGAAGUGGAACUGGAGGCUGUUUUUGUGCAGAGACAUUUACAGAAAACAGUAAAACACGUUUUGUUUUUCACACAAAGUGACGGCAAUGGACAAAAAAGUCUGUGGAACCAUGUCGUUGAAGGAAUUCUCCUUGUGCUACUUGUUUUGUGAGCAUUCCCACUUUCAAAGAACAAAGGGUUCUAUAUACAUAUGCGAAAAGGGAAAAAAAAAUUGAUGAAAAUCUUGUUUUAAUAAAAAAGUGCAACUGGAUGCGGGCAGUGAGGAGGCUUAGGGACGUUCAGAACGGAACAAAAACAUAUCACAAAGUGUUUCAAGAGAUUUUUUUCCUUUUGUUUUUAAACGCAACAACAUUGCGCGGCGGUUGUUGGAGGCAGCCUCGGCGCAUCUCUGACUGAGCGGCAAUCUAACGCCACACUGUGGAUGAAGCUGUGCCUGAUCUCCUCUUGGAUGCAAACCAGUCGCAUAGAUACACACAGAGAAGCGAAGCUAACAAAGCUACCGUUAAAAAAAAAGGAAUGGUUGCCGGGAAAGUAUUGCAGGAGUAGGCUGCGUACUCGCACAUCCUCCACACAUCUUCAAGUACAAAAUUAGAAAUGAAUGAAGAAGAAGAAGUGAUGAGGAAGCAAAUGCUGGUGGUGGUCGCACUGUUUUUUGGGAGAUGCUUUUGGGUUCCUGAGUGAUCCGAACAAAAAUGAAGUUCACAAAUGCUUUUUGACUAUCAUAGAUACAUAGAAGUUAAAGUGGGGCUCAACAAUAAAAAAAAAAGGGGCAACUUUUCAUUCCCGCCAAAAUGUUUAGAUUGUAAAAGUGUUUAAAUCAGUAAUUUAUGGUUUUGUAUUUUUAUUAGUGCAUUGUGCCAGAUGUACUUUUUUGUCAGUCUUUAAAAGUGUAAGAAAGUUUUUAGUAUCAACGCAACCCUUUCGACGGUUGUACCCACGAGGCCCGAGCAUAUCUGCUGGGAGGUCGAGAGGAUCAAUCAAUCAUUGAACCAAUUAAUUGAUCAACCUCAGUUUUUUGAAGAUAGUGCAGUUCCAGGAGAAAGACAUAUGCAGUACCUCUGAAAGUGUACAUUCAAUCCCUUUCUUGACACUUCCAUCUGAUGUAGCCGAAGGUUUGUCGGAAACAAAAGAAAAGCUCCAGGACAAAUCCCCAAAUUGGAGAUGUUGGUCAGAUAUCCAGGCGAGUUUGAGACUCAGAACAAUGAAUGGGUAAGAAUAUGCACAGAUGAAUGGUUUGAUGGGCUGGACUGAGCACUGAAGUGAAUUCUAUUCCACAUUUAGCACAUUCCCUGACUUGUAGUCUACUUGAAUCAAGUGCUGCCGAUGCCCCAAAGGCCUGAACUGCAGGAGGUGGCGGGGGGGGGGAGUCAAAGAAGGGGUAAGGAUUGGGGCAGGGCCUCAAUCCAGAGGAAUUAUGGCUCAAAAAGGGGGAAAAAUGGAUAGAGAUUAAAAGUCUGAAUGUUUAGAUGGCGAUGACACUGCAGGAAAAGCAUGGGAACAAUCAUUGGGUGAGGGGGUGUAUCUUUUUCUGUUGGGUGGCCAAGCAGUGGUUCUCUUUGGGUGUCUCUUGGUCCAGUAACAACAUCUCAUCAAUUCCAGUUCCAUUUCUGAAAUUCUGACAUUCCAAUUUAAUCUGAACCCCAAUGGGAUUUCUGUAAGGUACCAGGAAUAGGUGGACUGGUAGGUUCUGGAAAACCAUAUGUCAGUAUGAGGGGAAAGUCCCAGUGGUGGACAAGGGGUUCCGGGUUAGGGUCUGGCAUUUGAUUAGCUAUCUGAUGUGCCCACAAAGUAGUCUACAUCUCAGACAGGACCAAUCCAGAAGCCUCACUAAUAAUAUUCCACUCUUGUACGUUGACGGACCCAGGUUUACCUGGUCGACGUUCUCUCGUUGUCUCUUUGUCACACAAACAGGACAUGGCAGGAUUAGUGACCAGGUGGGAGCACCAGAUUAAUGGCCCGUUUUUGUGGACUGAAGUCCCCCCUUUUCAUUCUUACCCCAGUUGGAACCCUCCUCAGUCCAGGCCAAUGUUGAAUCCCCAGUCUUUGUGCCGUCUUUAUUGCUGGCCCUAGCCUUAUUAGCCCUGAACGAGAGUCCUUGCCCCUCUCCCAGGUCUCUGGCCCCCACCCUUAGUGGUCCCACAGAUGCAAUUUGAACGUUCACUUCUACCAAUGUGCCUUUUUAGAGUUCAUAUCAUUCGAGUUACCAGAGGAGGACAUUUACCUGGUCUUUUAAUAGGAUGCAAGCUUAGGGAAACCUGUUCUUAGUCGUUAGGUUCUAUGCAGUCAGGUUUUUUACCAGACCUGGGAAUUUAAAAAAAGCUAAAAAGGAAAAAAAAGUAUUUUUUGGAUAAAAAAAAAACAAAAACAAAACUGUAUUUAAUGAACUGUACACUUAUAUGUAAGUAGACAGCGUGUUCUGGCUUGACGCCAAUGGGACAGACGCUUGAUUUAGCAAGUCGAGCCCCCCUGAUCGCAUCCCGGUCCCCGUCCCUCCACGUCCUCCAUAAUCCCCCGACCUCACUUUCCCAUUCCGAGUCCCAGCCCUGUUUCCAUGAUGAACAACGCGUCUCUUCUUGUAUUAUAGCUUAUCAGCUUUUUAUCAAUAUUUGAUCGGCUUGUCCGUAAGCCAAUGUAGUCUUCAGUACAAAGUGUGUGGUUGUAUGUUGUAAAACUAAAUUUUCUCCACUCUCUCUCUCUCUCUCUCUCUCUCUCUCUCUCUCUUUCUCUCUCUCUGUUUUUUAAGAACAAUCUUUUCUCUUAUUUUUCUUUGUCUGUUCUGGUUUACAUGUCUAAUUACAGAAAAUGUACAAACAACAAAACGAUAAAAAAAACAAAAAAAAAACAAUACAAUUCUCUAUCCAACAGCAUUGUUCUCUGUCGGUGGUCAUUUUUUUGACGUGGUUUAAAAUCCGACCCAAUCAACAGGAAGGCACGGAAACUGGAAAAA